AGAAAUAUCUAGAUUAGGGCCUUUCAAGCACUUCCCCAUUGCCAAAACUCCAGAUUUGGAUCCUAUCCUGUUUAAUGGAAAAGAGGUUUUCAACAAGAUUUUUUUUUUUAAUGAAAUGAAACUAAAGUUAUGGAGUUCAAGGAAAAAGUCCCAUGAUGAGUGUUGUGCAUCAUGUCGGGUUUCAAGCUUUUGGAUUGUCGCAUUCAGUUCUAGGCAGGUUCAGUCAAAUGCAAUGAACGCUCCAUUUUCAGGGACUGUCAUUCAAUAAAGGACGUAUGGCGUGUAUUUCAUGUGAACUUAGUUAUCCUUUUUCUAUUACUCCGUUCCUGUAAAAACCAGAAAAAAAAAAAAAGAUCAUAUUGCUGUAUCUGUUAAGAUUUCUUUGGUGUACAAAUCGAUUUCUUUCUUUGUUUCCAGGUUAGAUUCAUGGCAAGACGGUGGUGCUCUAGACUAAUCCAAUUUUCAUCAGUCCAUAAGCAAAGGAAGAUAAGUAAGCAUUUGCACCGUUUAUGCGUAGAAAACGUAGUGUAAUUUUCAAUCAUUUAGGAGGCGAAAAUACUAUUGUACCAUUUGGGCCAUUAUUAAAAGUCAAAAAGAAAAUCAUGUAAUAAAUAUUUUCAGGUAGGGGAUUUCAACAGAAAGAACGGAAAUGUAAAUAAAAUAAUAAAAGCUUCAGUCUUUAAUCAAUGGACCAUGCAUUACUUCUGAACUCCACCUUCCAUUUCGUGUUAAUUACAGCAAGCUUGGAAUCUAUGAACACAUUGUCCAUAGUCUCUACUCUUUGUUCUUCGCUUUCCUUUUCCUGAUUAAAAUAACCAUAAUCCUUUGGAGCCUUCUCCUUGUAUGAAUCUCCAGGUCUACUCCUAAUUCAUUCAACACAAUAAAAGCCCAUUUUGUUCCUUUGCUCUCUGUCGCUUUGCAAAUAAUAAACUGCCUUUUUAUUUUUUUUUUCUCAAACAGAAUGUUUCGAGCAUUGGCUUCGAUUUUGCUUUGUUGCUUCUUCCUUCAAACCUUUUUUUGGUUUUACAUUUCUAAUGGGAAUUUGAUAACUUGUUCGGGGAUAGUACCGAUGAGGUUCAGAAACGAUAAAAUAUCGAUAACGGACUUUGGUGGGGUUGGGGACGGGAAGACGCUCAAUACGAAGGCUUUCCGGGAAGCUAUAUAUCGGAUUCAGCAUCUGGGAAGGAGAGGUGGUACGCUGCUUUAUGUGCCUCCUGGGGUGUACUUAACCGACAGCUUUAACCUUACGAGCCAUUUGACUCUGUAUUUGGCUAGAGGUGCUGUUAUCAAAGCCACUCAGGACACUUGGAAUUGGCCUUUAAUUUCUCCCUUGCCAUCUUAUGGAAGAGGAAGGGAGCGCCCAGGAGGAAGAUAUAUGAGCUUUAUUCAUGGAGAUGGUCUCCAAGAUGUGGUGAUCACUGGUGAGAAUGGCACAAUUGAUGGUCAAGGAGCUAUCUGGUGGAACAUGUGGAGGCAGGGGACACUACAGUUUACAAGACCAAAUCUCGUUGAGUUUGUGAAUUCCAGAGACAUUAUUAUUUCCAAUGUGAUUUUUCAAAAUUCCCCCUUCUGGAACAUUCACCCUGUUUAUUGCAGCGAUGUUGUUAUUCAAUACGUUACCAUCCUAGCUCCAUCUGACUCACCAAAUACUGAUGGGAUCGAUCCAGAUUCAAGCUCCAAUGUAUGCAUAGAAGACUCAUUCAUUUCUACCGGAGAUGAUCUCGUGGCUGUGAAGAGUGGAUGGGAUGAAUAUGGCAUCGCUUAUGGACGCCCUAGCUCUUACAUCACUAUUCGGCGAGUAACAGGGACAUCCCCAUUUGCUGGAAUUGCAGUGGGAAGUGAAACCUCUGGUGGAGUGGAGAAUGUCUUGGCUGAGAACAUAGUUCUUUACAACACUGGAACUGGUUUUAACAUGAAGACUAACAUUGGCAGGGGAGGGUUUAUAAAGAACAUCACGGUGUCUGAAGUGUUCAUGGAAAACGUGAGAACAGGGCAUUACAUUAAAGAACAUUUGGGGCGUGAAAGUCCAGCGAGCAGGUUUGAUACAAGGCCUCAAGAACGCCCCUUUCACCGACAUCUGUCUUUCAAAGGUUAACCUCCACGGCAUUACUGGACCAAGAUCUCCUCCAUGGAAGUGCUCUGACGUAAGUGGGGCUGCAAUCGAGGUAAGCCCUUGGCCAUGCACCGAAC
Molecule: messenger RNA, 2190 nt
Organism: Durio zibethinus
Lineage: Eukaryota; Viridiplantae; Streptophyta; Magnoliopsida; Malvales; Malvaceae
Source: RefSeq, a predicted model, not a curated record